AUUCAAACACGAUAUUUGGUCUUUUGCAAAAGAAUCCAUACCACAUCGAUUCAUUGAUGCAAAUAAGUGAUGUUUAUAAGAUGUCGGGGGAUCUCGUUAUGGCAGGAGAGUUCAUAGAGCGUGCCCUGUACGCAUUUGAAAAGAGUCUUCAUAUCAAAUUUAACCUCAGCAAGGGAACUUCUCGUUUGAACUAUAACAAAUUUGAAAAUCGUGCAUUCUUCCUUGCUCUAUUUCGUCACAUUCAAUUUUUGUCGAGACGGGGUUGCUGGCAAACGGCAUUCGAAUUUAGUAAAUUAUUACUCUCGUUGGACCCAGUGAACGAUCCAUUGUGUGUACUUCAUUUCAUUGAUUAUCUCGGGUUGAAGGCUAAACAGUACGAGUAUGUGUUGUCUUUUACAAACGAGUGGGAACAUCACAUUCUGAAGGAUUUGCCGAACUUUGCCUAUUCCUCUGCAAUGGCAAAAUUUCAGUUGGAACUACAAAACAGUAAUAGCAAGAAUCAUGAAGCUAGCACGGCAUUACUUGAGAGAGCAAUCAUAUAUUAUCCUUCUAUAGUUCCUAAGCUGGCGGAAAAAUGCGACUUUCAAAUUGAUUCUGAUAUCGCGGAUAACGAAUUUAUUGCAGAAGUAUCGACAUCAAAGUUUUUGAAUUUAUUGAUUGACCUCUACGUUGAUCAAUCAUCGCCUUUGUGGACGCAGCCAGAGGCUAUCACCUGGCUUCAGAGCGCGUUGUUGAAUGUAUUCGUGAAAUUUAAACUUCCUAGUUAUAAAGCAUCUCUGACCGAUGAUGAGUUUUCGGAUGCAUUUGUCCAUGGAAGAGAGAUUAGAGAAAAUCUGUUUGAGAAUCAAAUACCGCUGGAAGUCAGUCGAUACAUAGUUGUCUCUGAAAAUUCAAAGUUUCUUGGGCGGCUUCCGUCGAUUGUAAAUCAUGGUAUAAACUUAUAUGAUCCUUUACCGCCUCCCGAUGGAACUAACCCCUAUACGGAACAAGUCGCAAACAUGAAUAAUGCAAAUUCUGGAAACAUAUUUGAAAUUGAUCUGCAAAGAUUUUUGGGGAGAAUGCCGAAUGCAAAUGUACAACUUCUCGCUGAGCGCAUCAAUCAGAUUGCCGAUGCCACCAAUUUGCAAGCAGCCGCCGAUAGGCUUAUUGAGAUGCUGGCGGGUCUCCGUACUGAUGAUGAAAAUGAGGAAAUUGUAGUGAAUAAUCAAAAUCCGGUACCCGAUAUGCCAGGUGGAUUUCCCCAAGAAUCUAAUGAUGGAGAAGAUGAAUUGAGAAAUGGUGGAAAUGGUGAACCACCACAGGAAGAUCGAAACGAAUGA
This is a messenger RNA of Acaulospora morrowiae, 1319 nucleotides long. The record is from the annotation of a GenBank genome assembly. NCBI's taxonomy places the organism in Eukaryota, Fungi, Glomeromycota, Glomeromycetes, Diversisporales, Acaulosporaceae.